AGGGUUAGGAACUUUUUCUAGGCAUACUAUACUUACACACUUACAGAAAAUUCAGUUCUGUUCGUGCUGUCAGUAAGUUCGCAGUGCUUCGUUAUUUAACGAUUCAAAUAUUUUCUUACCUUAAACUGCAAAUAAAUUUAUCAAUUGAAUUUCAAUAAUUUUUAUCACAUCGAAUCUAUUGUCGCUCAUUCACUUCAACGAAAACAAGAUGGAGAUCAUAGCAAAUGUAGAAUUUGAAAACAUAAAUUUAACCUUCGUUAAGGAUCUAUUUAACCAAUCACCACAUCUCGGCGUCAACACAGUAUUCUGGAACCCUAUGAGUAUGCGCAAAAACUCACCAUCAACACUUCUCCUGAUUGCUUUACGUAAUAAAGACGAAGAACUAUUCAAUUACUUGAUAGCCCAAAAAGCUGAUGUUACUAUUAACUGUCAUCACGGUACUCCAUUACACGAAGCUGUAAGACAGAAUAACUUUGACGUAAUUAAAAAACUAAUAGCACUCGGUGCUGGCGUGAACGUGUGUGCUGAUGGCACUGGAGAAACGCCAUUAUUCUGUGCUGUUCGUCAAAAUGAUUAUGAAAUGUCUAAAUAUCUCAUUGAACUUGGCGCUGACGUUAAUCUCAAGUGUUCUAAGCCCAAUUACAUGGUCGGUGAGACACCAUUACAUGCGGCAGCUCAUCUUGGAUAUGAAUCUAUAGUUGAAUUAUUAUUGAAUAACAAUGCUGUCGUUGAUGCCCGAGCAGAAGAUGGGAAUACGCCUCUUUUGGCUGCUGCUUUUCGUGGGCAUACCAAUGUGAUGAAACUUUUACUGGAGCAUGGAGCUGAUCUUAACAGCAGAACCAAAAGAAGUCAUCGGAUGGUCUCAGUUUUACAUGAUGUUCUUUUUGCUACUAAAUCUGAAGUUCUCGAAUUUCUAUUCAAUCUGGAUAAUGAUGCAACUGAUGUUAAUACGUUAACGAGAAAGAAUAUGUCGCUACUUCACUGUUUCCUUAAGUAUUUUGGAGGGGUAGGAUGGGUUAUUCAUACUUUACUUAAUGCUGGCGUCGAUGUGAAUACUUUAGAUUGUGACGACAAAUUAGCUAUUGACUACAAGAAAAUCGGAUAUGAUGCACAGGGAAACCCCCAGGUUCAUCCUGAUAUUGUGAUUGUUCAACAGCAUAUUGUUAAGUUAAUGCUUGCUGGUUUGCCUGUUUGUGAAAGAAAUGCUCAAUCUGUAGAGGGUGAGAAAUUUGAUAAAUGCCGCCUUGAUUGUAAGAAAGAAUUAGAGGUUAUGAGAAAAACUAAUGUUGGUGCGAAACAAAAUAUCACGUAUUAUGAUGUUUUAACUAAAGCUGAUGAUGAAUUAUGUACUAAUCUAAAAUAUCCGGAAUUUGAAAAAAGCGCUGAAAGAGUUAAAUUGCGUGAAAUGUUCCCAUUGUAUGGAGAAAUGAUUUGGUUCAAAUUGUAUAGAAUCAUGCGUAAGAUUCACUCGAUGGAGAUUACUUCUUUAGAGCGUCCGAUUAGUAAACUGUAAAGUUCCGAGCCUGUAAUUCAUUAAAGUUUAACUGCAAUUUUAUAUUUUUGUUAUCAUUGUUUUUUUUUCUUCAAGUAUUAGCAGCAGUAAUUUAAUAAAAUAAUUUCUAACAUUCAAAAAAUUACUGGAACCAUAAUUUAAUAAUCAUUUUCAC
Messenger RNA from Microplitis mediator, 1667 nucleotides. RefSeq names its product putative ankyrin repeat protein RF_0381. Gene Ontology annotation, cellular component: nucleus. Gene Ontology annotation, biological process: positive regulation of transcription by RNA polymerase II. The record is from RefSeq and is a predicted model, not a curated record. The coding region runs from base 209 to 1513 and encodes 434 amino acids. The transcript has 2 exons. Gene Ontology annotation, molecular function: protein binding; transcription cis-regulatory region binding. Lineage: Eukaryota; Metazoa; Arthropoda; Insecta; Hymenoptera; Braconidae.